GAAGCGCCCAGUAGAGGCACGUCGCUGGCGGAGGUAAAGGUUGCAGGUGGAAUUCGGGGUCCCUCUUCCCUUUGAAUACCUCCGAUGCCCCUCAGGAGUGACCUUAGCGAGCCUGGAGACGCCGAGCCCGAAGCCAAGGGAUCCCUUUGAGAAAGAGUGUCGAGAAAUAUGGAGUUGAAUUGUUUAACACUAAAAGACCUGAUUAGCCCAAGACACGGGAAAAUAGAUUACAUAAAUGAAGAUGGGGAAAGUGCACAAAAGGAAAACAUAUUUGAUCGACCCAGAAUGACUCCAAAGACUCCCAUGAAAAAUGAGCCCAUUGAUUUGUCCAAACAAAAAAAUUGUACUCCUGAAAGAAGCCCAAUUACACCUGUGAAGCUGACAGAUAAGCCUCUGGCAGAUCCAUGGACUCCAACAGCUAACCUAAAGAUGCUUAUUAGUGCUGCUAGUCCUGACAUGCGGGACAGGGAAAAGAAAAAAGAACUCUUCAGACCAAUUGAGAACAAUGAAUUCAGUGAUGCUCUCCCUGACUCCUCGCAGUGUGAUACUGUAGAUGAUGGAACUGCAGAUGAAUAUGAAAAGCAAAGACCCAGCAGAAAACAGAAAAGCUUAGGACUGCUGUGCCAAAAGUUUUUAGCUCGCUAUCCUAGUUACCCUUUAUCAGCAGAGAAGACAACAAUUUCUUUGGAUGAAGUGGCUUCUAGUCUUGGAGUUGAACGCAGGCGGAUUUAUGAUAUAGUGAAUGUCCUGGAAUCUCUUGAUCUUGUUAGCCGAGUGGCUAAGAAUCAGUACUGUUGGCAUGGCCGUCACAGCUUGAGCCAGACUCUGAAAAAACUCCAAGAAAUAGGAGAGCUACAAAAAUAUGAAGAACUCAUGGCUUCUUUCCAGCAGAAAGAACUCGACUUUGAGUGUAGAUUUGGAGAACACAAAAAAGAGAGCUUUAUAUAUUUCCAAGACCGACAGUUGCUUGACUUCUCAGAGACAGAUUGUCCGUCUGCGUCUGCAAACAGCAGAAAGGACAAAUCAUUGAGGAUUAUGAGCCAGAAAUUUGUCAUGCUGUUCCUUGUCUCCAAGACCAAGAUAGUCACUCUUGACAUAGCAGCAAAAAUAUUGAUAGAAGAAAGCCAAGAUACAGCUGAUCACAGCAAGUUUAAAACAAAGGUAAGAAGACUGUAUGAUAUUGCUAAUGUCUUGACAAGUCUUGGGCUUAUAAAGAAAGUGCAUGUAACAGAAGAAAGAGGUCGUAAACCAGCCUUCAAAUGGAUUGGGCCUGUGGAAUUCACUGGAAAUAAUGGUGAUAUAAAAAUGGAAGUUCGAACCUGUGCUACGCAUACUGAAGUGAAACGACCAGCACGUGUUCCACAUCAAGCUUGCUCUAAUAGAAAAGAUCGACUAUCACGCCAUGCUUCUUUCAGUGUUCCUCAGCCUUCUGAACUGGUCAAGAGAAAAGUUAGUUCUGAACCAAGCAGCCCACACAAAGAGAGGCAAGAUGAUUACUGUUCCAAAAUGAUAAAUCUAGCAUCUGUUUGCUGCCAGAACUUGGAAGAUAAUAAAAGUAGAAGUAUUGAAGCAGCAAGAAAUAUGGGCAUCAUUUCUUCCUUCUCAGUUCUUCCUGUUCCAGAAGAUUCAGACUAUUGUGCUAAUGCCUUCACUCACUUUCCUGAAAAGACCAACUCAGACUCACCACACUGGUCUUUACCAAAUGGACUAAAUCAAAAUUUACUGUCAUCUGUGGUACCAGCUUCCAAAACUGAGACUGGGAAAACCAACAUGCUCCCCAACCAACCUUUUGUUUACUUGCCAUCCCCAUCUCUCUAUAUGCUGUGUGGCAAACUUCAUGAAGGCCAGCCAAGGGAGAGCUUUUCAGAAAAAAGAAGCGAAGACACGGAGGGCCACAUUUCACCCUGCUCAUCAGAAACUGCCAAAUCUCCAGCUAACUAUCGCAAGCGGAGUUCCCAGAAAUGUAUACCUCCCACUGCAGCUCCAGCUGAAGAGGAACCUAUAGCCAAAAGACAAAGCCUGGAGCAGACUGAUGGUCCCAUUUCUUUAGUGGUAUCCAAGAAGACCAUUCAGCCAGCAGAUGCAAAGUCUUCUCCAGACAAUAAUUGCAGCUCCCUUGACCAACAAAGAGGCUUUCAACUUGAAUCAGGGACUUCUGAAAUUCUGGAAACUGCCAUAACAGAAACCCAAGACCAAGAAGAACCAUAUAGGAGUAAAGAUGUAAAAGAAAACUUGAAAGAAAAGGAACAGGCUUCUCAGGAAAAUGGCAAGCCAUCUUUUCUACCGCAGUAUCUCUACGUACAGCCUGCAGCUGGAUUAAAUGGUUUUAAUUUCCUGUUUCCUACCAACCAAGCUCCUGCUCCCGUCAGCCUAUCUUCAAGCCGCCUCCCUUCACUUAAUGUUCCCUGUAUGAUGGUUCCAUCUACUGCACUGGCACCAUUCCCUCUUAUCUAUUCCUCAGCAGCAGCAAGCCAACUUCAUUCUUCAUCUUCUAGCGCUUUCCCAAAUGUCACCUGUGUGAAUUUUAGUAUGCCUGGCUUAACGUCUACAACUCCUGUUUUCAUUGGGACCCCUGCUGUAGUAAAUCCAAAUUCAUCACAGUUACCUACACUGGAACCACACCAGCAGUUUCAUUCAGCUGCGCAUCUGAAUCCUCUCCUUGGAUCUGCUUGCAACUCAGUUAAAACAGACUCAUCAAUUUGCAUGGGACAUCCAGUCACCUUUCUGAAACUACCACAGCCUUCUACAACUCCACUAACUCCUAAGAAUAUGCGUCCAACAACCCAAGAAACAUUUUUCAAGACACCUGGCAGCCUAGAAGAUCCUAUUAUAUGGAGGAAAAAUGAAGGCAACCAGAGCAGAACAUCAAGUUCUGUUCAAAGAAGAUUAGAAAUCUCCAGCAAAAGCUCUGACUAAUCCACCCCAUUACUGCAAUACGGGUAGCUUAGAAAAGAGUCUUUUGCUUAUUAUAGAAAAAACAAUUACUGCAUUAAAAAAAGAGAAAAUGUGUUAAAAUAUUGUUCCAUAGGCACAUUUGCCCACUGUGUAUUUGCCCAUUAUUCUGUUAACUUGCUCCCUCGUGAAUCACCCUAGUUGUAUAAAUACCAAUUUUGAUUAGAAAUUCUAAUUAUGCAGAUGCAGAUAUAAGGAAGCAUCAAAUUCUAUUCCAGGGCUGAAAAAAUAAAAUGUAUCAGAGAUAUGAGCAAGUUUAACUGUGAUCCAAAGUUUAA
Messenger RNA from Candoia aspera, 3230 nucleotides. It is a transcript of the gene E2F7, whose product is annotated as E2F transcription factor 7. NCBI's taxonomy places the organism in Eukaryota, Metazoa, Chordata, Lepidosauria, Squamata, Candoiidae. The record is from RefSeq and is a predicted model, not a curated record. The transcript is spliced from 13 exons. Bases 169 to 2916 code for a protein of 915 amino acids. Gene Ontology annotation, molecular function: RNA polymerase II cis-regulatory region sequence-specific DNA binding; DNA-binding transcription factor activity, RNA polymerase II-specific. Gene Ontology annotation, cellular component: RNA polymerase II transcription regulator complex. Gene Ontology annotation, biological process: regulation of transcription by RNA polymerase II.